UCCAGUUUUCUUUGUUCCAUUCCGGAGAUUGGGUUCAAAUAAGAUGGGAAGAUUGGUGAAGCUCGUUUUAGGGCUUUGGACUAAAAAUUCAACUGGAGAUUGGUCGUUUGAGGUAACGUCUUGUUAUCACGGUGAAACCAUCAUAAUCAACAACAACGAAACCUUUGAUAGUCUGGUCGAGUUGAUUCGUAUAAGGUUAAAUCUCGGGAUACUAACUCCCGUUGCCUUGACUUAUCAACUCACUGACUGGAUGCUUGUCCCUGAUGGUACAAAAACGCUGCCGAUCACCUUAUCAUGUGACAAGGAUGUUGAGAUUCUGACAAGUGUAAGAGACUACAUGUCUGAGGCGGUGCUCUAUGUAACUAGUGGACCUGAACUAGUUGCAAAGUACGAGUUCUUGCUUCGAUCGCCUUUCACUAUAGGUGAUACAACUUACCUUGAAGAGGGCGUAUCAGAAGCCCAACAUCGCCAAGCAAUUCUUGAUUUGGUUGGAGGCCAUCCGAUCGUUUGUAGCAAACACAUAUUGGAAAUAAUGUUCAAUGAGCCACAACUCCUCAUUGUAUUUCAUGUUGCUCUUGAUAUAGAAAUGGUACAUGGUCUGCCUAAUGACGAUGUCCAAGCACAAAACGCAACAGAGUUUCCACGGUUAACCGUCGACGAUGUUAUAUCUAUGGCAGAAGCCGGUACCAUUUCACCGGAAGAAGAGUUCUACUACGCUGAAAAUGAUGAAGUGCUAUAUGGUGAACCGAUGACUAUUGAGGAGUUGCAAUAUGCAAUCCCAAUUGGCCAACCAGCAUCUCUUCUGAACCAUUCAACCCCUCUAUAGAAGUGGAGCCGCUUAAUGUUUGGAGAGACAUGACGGAGGAAGAGGAAUACUGGGAUGGUAUUGCCGCUCAUGAAAAUGACUAUGAAGUGUACUAUGCACAUUCAACCCACCCGACUUAAGGCGUUAUUGAUUUGCCUCUUGCUCCAAAUCGAAGGAUCCCAGCCGAGAUCACUUGGCUUCCUAUGGAAAGUCCAAUGUCCAUCGUCGGCACGACGCCAUGCACCGUGAUAUAAAGUUACACUAAUGGAGUUGCCAUCUACAAAAUAGAAAGGAGGAAUUAGAAACCGAGUUUGGUAAAAGAUAUUAAACAAAAAAUUUAAACAA
Molecule: messenger RNA, 1150 nt
Organism: Brassica oleracea var. oleracea
Lineage: Eukaryota; Viridiplantae; Streptophyta; Magnoliopsida; Brassicales; Brassicaceae
Exons: 4
Coding region: 44-826 (260 amino acids)
Source: RefSeq, a predicted model, not a curated record